UCCAGUGGCUAACAGCCCAGGCAGUUCUCAGAUGCUGGGCCAGAGGAAACCAGGAUCUGAAUGACAGAGCGGGGAGAGAGGAGGGACUCUCUCCACCCUUCAGCCUGAUCCCUACCUGAGGAAUCUCCACUUUGAAGACGCCAGUCUCCGUGGCCUUGUGUCCUGCUUUGGGUGUGAACCGGUGUUCUCCCGCCUUGUGGAAGGGAAAGUUCAAACCCAUAAGCCACAAAGAGGGCUCACUGGGCACUGCCACCAUGAGCGAGGCAUUUGACUGUGCAAAAUGCAAGGAGUCCUUGUACGGCCGCAAAUACAUCCAGACAGACAGCGGCCCCUACUGCGUUCCCUGCUACGACAACACCUUCGCCAACACCUGUGCCGAGUGCCAGCAGCUCAUCGGGCAUGAUUCAAGGGAACUGUUCUAUGAGGAUCGCCACUUCCAUGAGGGCUGCUUCCGCUGCUGCCGCUGCCAGCGCUCCCUUGCUGAUGAGCCUUUCACCUGUCAGGACAAUGAGCUUCUCUGUAAUGACUGCUACUGCACAGCGUUCUCAUCCCAGUGUUCUGCCUGUGGGGAGACUGUCAUGCCUGGGUCCCGGAAGCUGGAGUAUGGAGGCCAGACAUGGCAUGAGCACUGCUUUCUGUGCAGUGGCUGUGAGCAGCCACUGGGCUCCCGCUCCUUCGUGCCUGACAAGGGUGCCCACUACUGCGUGCCUUGCUACGAGAACAAAUUUGCUCCUCGGUGUGCCCGCUGCAGCAAGACGCUGACCCAGGGUGGAGUGACAUACCGCGAUCAACCCUGGCAUCGAGAGUGCCUGGUCUGCACUGGGUGCCAGACACCCCUUGCAGGCCAGCAGUUCACAUCUCGGGAUGACGAUCCCUACUGUGUGGCCUGCUUUGGAGAACUCUUUGCACCCAAGUGCAGCAGCUGCAAGCGCCCCAUCACAGGCGGGAGCAGCGGCGAGGGCGCAGGACUCGGUGGAGGCAAGUAUGUGUCCUUCGAAGACCGACAUUGGCACCACAGCUGCUUUUCCUGUGCCCGCUGCUCCACCUCCCUGGUGGGCCAAGGCUUUGUACCAGACGGAGACCAAGUUCUGUGCCAGGGCUGCAGCCAAGCAGGUCCCUGAGCCAAAGCUCCUGACUCUCCUUUUUCCCAAACCAAGGGUUCAAGACUAUGGCUCCUUUUUUGAACCACUUCUGGGGCCCAGCCCCUCCCUAAAACGGGCCUCCCAUGCUCCCCACUCUUGGGGACUUCAGGAUUCAGCCACCCAGUUCUAACAUACCCCACUGGUACUCCUUGACCCAAGCUCCCAAAUCUGGGCUCUUGUGGAACACCCAUGACUUAAACCUUUCUCCAAGUCUGGACUCCAGAAAUGAAUGCUCCCCACAUCAAGGCUCUGACACCCCAGCCUUGCAAACCUGGACUCUGAGGCCUAGGCCUCCUUAAAUCUAGACUUCUAGGGUAGAUUUUUAGUUUUCCUGCAGGUGCCUAAGAAGUCUUCAAAAGUAGAUCAUACCUCCCCCCCCCUCCGUUUGACCUCACCCCCAUCCCACCCCUAUCUCUGGGCUGCAGUCCUAUGUAUAGUAGAUUAGGGGCUCAGGGUGCUGUCCAGCCUAUGCAUACCGUGUUAUUUCAGCUCCAUGUUGCCCGGAUAGGCAGCAGGAAGGUUGCUCACCCUGUUCCCAGAGAAUGCAAUAAAGCAGUGUGAGGGA
Molecule: messenger RNA, 1707 nt
Organism: Grammomys surdaster
Lineage: Eukaryota; Metazoa; Chordata; Mammalia; Rodentia; Muridae
Gene: Fhl3
Product: four and a half LIM domains 3
Exons: 6
Coding region: 255-1121 (288 amino acids)
Biological process (GO): actin cytoskeleton organization
Cellular component (GO): stress fiber; nucleus; Z disc
Molecular function (GO): actin binding; transcription coregulator activity
Source: RefSeq, a predicted model, not a curated record